Molecule: messenger RNA, 2049 nt
Organism: Amphiprion ocellaris (clown anemonefish)
Lineage: Eukaryota; Metazoa; Chordata; Actinopteri; Pomacentridae
Gene: wnt3
Product: wingless-type MMTV integration site family, member 3
Exons: 4
Coding region: 388-1455 (355 amino acids)
Biological process (GO): neuron differentiation; cell fate commitment; canonical Wnt signaling pathway
Cellular component (GO): extracellular region
Molecular function (GO): cytokine activity; frizzled binding
Source: RefSeq, a predicted model, not a curated record
GAGAGAGAGAGAAAAAGAUAUCUACCUUAGGGAAGAACCUCAGAGAAGAGGGAGGGAAGAAGAGGACGGGUAGGAGCGUGAGUGCAAGAGACACUUAUUCUCUUAACUGCUAGGAGACAAGACACACUUUUCCUGGCCCGACUCAAAGAAAAAAAAAGGGGGAAAAACAGGAGCAAGAUUACUUUUUUUUCUCUCAUACAAUAUCAUUUUAAUUUUUCUUUUCCCCCCUUCAUUCAACAAAUCAAGAAGCUGCCCCCCUUUGGAAACUUCACUGCCUUCACCACCACUGGAAGUUCUAUGUAUUGAUCCUCCUCCUCUCAUCACACCACAACAACAACACUCUGCAACGACAAUAACAAAAAAAAAGAAAAAAGAAAGGCUUACCUCAUGGAUUUGUAUCUGAUUGGAUAUUUGAUGUGUGUGUGGUUGUCCAGCUCGCGGGUGCUUGGAGGCUAUCCCAUCUGGUGGUCCCUGGCCCUGGGGCAGCAGUACUCGUCUCUGGGCUCCCAACCCAUCCUGUGCGGCUCCAUUCCUGGCCUGGUGCCCAAGCAGCUGCGAUUCUGCCGCAACUACAUCGAGAUCAUGCCCAGCGUCGCCGAGGGGGUCAAGCUGGGCAUCCAGGAGUGCCAGCACCAGUUCAGGGGCCGCCGGUGGAACUGCACCACCAUCAAGGACAACCUGGCCAUCUUCGGCCCCGUGCUGGAUAAAGCAACCAGGGAGUCUGCCUUCGUCCACGCCAUAGCUUCGGCGGGCGUCGCAUUCGCGGUGACUCGGUCCUGCGCUGAAGGAACGUCCACCAUGUGCGGCUGCGACUCCCACCACAAGGGGCCUCCGGGCGAAGGCUGGAAGUGGGGCGGCUGCAGCGAGGAUGCAGAGUUUGGGGUGCUGGUGUCCAGGGAGUUCGCAGACGCCAGAGAGAACCGACCGGACGCUCGAUCGGCGAUGAACCGGCACAACAACGAGGCGGGACGCACAACUAUCCUCGACCACAUGCACCUGCGCUGUAAAUGCCACGGCCUCUCCGGAAGCUGCGAGGUGAAGACGUGUUGGUGGGCGCAGCCAGACUUCCGCAUGCUGGGCGACUACCUGAAGGACAAGUACGACAGCGCCUCGGAGAUGGUGGUGGAGAAGCACCGCGAGUCUCGAGGCUGGGUGGAAACCCUGCGAGUCAAGUACGCCUUCUUCAAACACCCGACCGAGCGCGACCUGGUCUACUACGAGGGCUCGCCCAACUUCUGCGAGCCGAACCCGGAGACGGGCUCGUUCGGGACGCGCGACCGAGUCUGCAACGUGUCGUCGCACGGCAUCGAGGGCUGUGACCUGCUGUGCUGCGGCCGAGGCCACAACACCCGAACUGAGAAACGCAAAGAGAAGUGCCACUGCAUCUUCCACUGGUGCUGCUACGUCAGCUGUCAGGAGUGCGUUCGCGUCUACGACGUGCACACAUGCAAGUGAGAAGAGGUCUGAGCUUCUAGACAAACUGACUGCUGGACCUUCGACUCCCCACCUCCUGCACGACUUCCCUGCUUCCCCAGACACAUGACUUGCACACACUCUGAAAUAUAUUCAUCCGCACACACUCUCGGGCCCUAAUGGGUAAUGGAACAUCAGAAAUGGAUACUUCUAUACAUUUUUUCGUACACACCCUGCACUAGAAUCCAAACCACUACGCCGAUUUCCAUAAUCUCUGACCAGAAUGUGUCCUGCGUUGACCCGACUGGUAGUCCGGUCCACUGUUACGGGAAGAAGUUGUGCCACUUACCCCCACCGGUGAGAACCCCUUCCCCCCCUUCCCCAUUUUGUCUUUAUUUAUUUCCCCCCUCCAUGCCAGCACAAUGUUUGUGGCAUGUACAGUAACACUUUUUACCUGUGAGAUUAAUGCAGUAAAAAAAAAAAAAAGAAGAACAAAACAAACAAAAAAAAAAAAACGAGACUCUCUUUGCUUUUGAAUAAAAAGCAUCUUCUAACUAACACCUCACUUCUCCGGCCAGUCUGGCUGGUUUACCUUUUGUUGUUGUCGUUUAUUUUUUUUUUUUAAACUAAACCAAC